Penicillium argentinense is the source of this 183-nucleotide messenger RNA. RefSeq lists its product as uncharacterized. The transcript has a single exon. The record is from RefSeq and is a predicted model, not a curated record. Bases 1 to 183 code for a protein of 60 amino acids. Lineage: Eukaryota; Fungi; Ascomycota; Eurotiomycetes; Eurotiales; Aspergillaceae.
AUGGUCCCUCGAUCAUUGAAGCUGUACAACCGCUUCGUUCAGCUCCGAGAAGCACAUCCGAAUGCCCAGCGGAAGCUGCUGGCUGGCGUUCAUCGCAGAUAUCUGAAACGUGCCACGAAUCCUUCCGCAUUCGUUAUCCCCGACAAAACUCUGCGGAUCGUUCUUCUGCAAAACAUCGAUUGA